Molecule: messenger RNA, 1519 nt
Organism: Myotis brandtii (Brandt's bat)
Lineage: Eukaryota; Metazoa; Chordata; Mammalia; Chiroptera; Vespertilionidae
Gene: TPST2
Product: tyrosylprotein sulfotransferase 2
Biological process (GO): peptidyl-tyrosine sulfation
Cellular component (GO): Golgi apparatus
Molecular function (GO): protein-tyrosine sulfotransferase activity
Source: RefSeq, a predicted model, not a curated record
GUCCUGGCGUUCCAGCUGGGGCAGCAGGUGCUGGCGUGCCCGGUGGUGCUGAAGGGCCCGCAGAGCCGCUGGCCGGAGCAGGAGGACCUGGUGAUGGUGGGCACAGACCACGUGGAGUAUCGCUACGGCAAGGCCAUGCCUCUCAUCUUCGUGGGAGGCACGCCCCGCAGUGGCACCACUCUGAUGCGCGUCAUGCUGGACGCUUACCCCGAGGUGCGCCCACCUGGAGGUGCGCUCUGCGGGGAGGAGAAGACCCGCAUCAUCGCCGGUGUGCUGGCCAUGUGCCAGGCCUGGUCCAAGUCUCGCUGGGAGAAGCUGUGGCUGGAGGAGGCAGGCGUGACAGAAGUGGUGCUGGACGCCGCCAUGCAGGCCUUCAUCCUGGAGGUGAUCGCCAAGCACGGCGAGCCGGCCCGCGUGCUCUGCAACAAGGACCCCUUCACCCUCAAGUCCUCCGUCUACCUGUCGCGCCUCUUCCCCAACUCCAAGUUCCUGCUGAUGGUGCGCGACGGCCGCGCCUCCGUGCACUCCAUGAUCACGCGCAAGGUCACCAUCGCCGGCUUCGACCUCAGCAGCUACCGCGACUGCCUCACCAAGUGGAACAAGGCCAUCGAGGUGAUGUACGCGCAGUGCCUGGAGGUGGGCCGCGACAAGUGCCUGCCCGUGUACUACGAGCAGCUGGUGCUGCACCCCCGGCGCUCCCUCCAGCUCAUCCUGGACUUCCUGGGCAUCGCCUGGAGCGACUCCGUCCUGCACCACGAGGACCUCAUCGGCAAGCCCGGCGGCGUCUCCCUGUCCAAGAUCGAGCGAUCCACCGACCAGGUCAUCAAGCCCGUGAACCUGGAAGCCCUGUCCAAGUGGACCGGGCACAUUCCCGGGGACGUGGUGAGGGACAUGGCCCAGAUCGCCCCCAUGCUGGCUCGGCUCGGCUACGACCCCUACGCAAACCCCCCCAACUACGGCAACCCGGACCCCAUCGUCAUCAACAACACGCACCGGGUGAACCCGAACAGCACCGCCUCCCACGUGGGAAGCUCGUGAUUUCCAGGUCUCCGCAGUGGCUGUCGCCAGGAAGGGGAGAAGCUGCCUCCAGUGGAAAUCGGACUCUAAUCCAAGCAUAUUGCUUGCUAUUAACCGGCAAAGGGACUGCUGCCCAGGGGUGAUUUGCAUAUGUUUGCAAAGCCGGAUCUUUGGAAACUUUCCUUGAAACACGCUGCCUUCGGACCCUCCGGGAUGGAGGGCGGGAGUGUGGACACCGUCCAGCUUUGGAAACUUGGUUUUUAUAUUUUCCCGCGAGAACUUUUUCUAAGAAGUGGCCUUGCCGCCUCGCUCCUGUGCAGGGCGCCUGGGCGGCGCUGCUGGCUGGGACCAGGCCACCCCGUGCCUCUCCUAGGCCCUAUUUUUGAAUUCAAAGAAUCUAUUUAAAAAUUUAAUAUAUGAGGCUUUCUUUGAUUCCUCCCCAGCCCUUAAAUGGACACAGAAAAUAGAUCUAUUAUUUGAAUAAAGUGACCAGGGACUCGUU